ACAUUUGCGACAGCUGAGAGUGAUUUCUGGCAGAAGUAGGUUACAAAAAGGUGCGGGGAGCCUACGGCGCCAGACGGGAGCAACAACAGUGCUUGGAGGAGGAUGUAAGAGACGAGGUCUUUCCAGGAAAGCAUGAGAGAGAAGAUCGGAGAAAGUAUGGUGAAAGACCUCUGCGGGUCGUGUAAUGGAAGGACUGGGAGCCGAGAGAUCGCUAUGCAGCUCUAGACCCUUCCCAUGGCUCAGACACCCCCAGACGGAGGCCUCCACCCUGCUAUGGAAGCUCGACGACCGCUUCCCCACCAAUGAGGCGCCUUCUGCUCACCGCGCAGAUACAGAAAACACUUACAUGGAUAGCAGGAAGGCCGUGCUGGAACUGAAAGAUGUCCCUCCUCCUCCACACCAUACAUCCUCUUCCCAUCCAUCUCAGCCCUUCCCUCUGGCCCCUCUCGCUAUGCCUCCUCCCCGCUUGCCUCCUCCUCCUCAGCUUACACACGACUCCCACCAGCAACCGCCACAAUCACAGCUGCAACAAGAGGGGACUAGCCCUAAAGUAAGCAUUUCCACGCACUGUGACUAUUGCAGCGCAGAUGCCUACAGGUUAUCAGGUGGCGGGAAUGUUCUUGGUACCAGCAGCAGUAUCGCUGGGGUUGUCUCGCUCUAUAUGGCCCCAGGCUCCCUAGCAGCACCCAUCAGCACCAGCAGUAUUGGCAGUUCAGACCUCUGCUCUGUAGCUUCUGUCCAUCAGUACAAACACAUGAGCUGCAGAAGUGGAGGUGAACCUCUUGGUUUCCUGCCUCCUCUCGGUUACAAACCUCCGCUGUCGUCUUCUGUUGCUACCUCUCAGCCGGUUUCGUCACAACCCUACCUCUCCUGCUGCUCAGGGCUUCUCCACACAUACCCAGGUGCACCGCUUUCAUGCAGUCAACCCAGCCUCUUUCACUCCUCUGCACCCCUGGCUUCCUCUCUCCCCUUUGUUUCCUCUACACCCACCCCCUUGCGUGGCUCUUGCCUGGCCUCUUCUGGCUACUACACCUGUGGUGCUGACUGCUGCCCGUUGGCCAGAAGAUCCCAGAGAACCACACUUGGUGAUCCCCCAACCAUCACCACUACAACCACCUCAGCACACUUCUGCUCCAAUCCUAUGCACCUAAAUGUAGAACGCACGGUUUGUGUGAAGGGCGCACACUACUGCCAGGAGUGCCUGUUGAAGCCCAUGAACGGUCUGGCAUCUGACUUGGAGAAGGCGUGGCCCAAUGCACCUAUUCCCCAGUCUGCUCCUAUGCCUAUUCCCAUUUGUAAUGGCUGUGGAACGGCCUCUGAUGGCAUGAUGCUAAUGCCGUCAGCCAACCUUGGCAAGACUGGCCAGAAGUAUGGUUCUCCAGAGAAUGGCGGUCCUGAAAACAUCCCCCCGGUGGGCGUCUUCUGGGACAUUGAGAACUGCAGUGUCCCUAGCGGGCGCUGCGCUGGCGCUGUGGUCCAGCGUAUUCGCAGCAACUUCUUUCAGGGCCACCGUGAGGCAGAAUUCAUCUGUGUCUGUGAUAUCAGUAAGGAGAAUAAAGCCGUCAUCCAAGAGCUUAACAACUGCCAGGUUACUGUUGCACAUAUCAACGCCACGGCCAAGAAUGCUGCAGAUGACAAGCUUCGCCAGAGCCUGCGACGUUUUGCUGAGACCCACACGGCACCUGCAACUGUUGUACUGGUAUCCUCGGAUGUGAACUUUGCAAGUGAGCUGAGUGACUUGCGUCAUCGCCAUGGUUUCCAGGUGAUCCUGGUCCAUGGCAGCCAUACAUCUUCAGCCCUGCUGCAGCAUGCCCACCGCCACAUGGCCUUCCAGGACAUCACGGCUGAUCUGCCCCCACGUUUGCUUGUCAAAGCACAGCCCAGUUUCAACCUCCUCUAUGUGCACAACCUCCCUGUCAACUGUGACAAGAGCCUACGGAACGCCGUGAAGCUCAGGCUACGCCGCCUAUCAGACAACUGUGGUGGCAAGGUGCUGGGCGUGGCCCAGGGCACAGCCGUCCUCCGUUUCGGCAGCGCCGAGGCCGCUGCGCGUGCCCACAAGCGAAUGGAAAAUGAGGAUGUAUUUGGCCGCCGAAUCAGCGUCUCCUUCUCCCCGCGGCCUAGAGACGAUGCAAGUCCUGAGCCUGAGCCUGAGCCGGAGUCUCGGCCCCACCCCUUGACUCUGGCCCAGACCGGUCAAAACCAGGACUUUAUGUUCGAAUCGCCCCUGUCCCUAUCCACCUCCGCAUUUCUGCCCUUGGGGAUGCAGAGGUCACCCAGGAGGCCACGGCGAGCAACCCGCCCAAGCCAUGCCUCUGGCCCCUUGCCAGAAAGGCCCUACAGCCCCAGGAGGGGGUGCAGUGGGCCUCCCGGUGGUGCUCCAGCAAAGCCCCAUCAGGAUCCGGGUAUUUUGGAGGGCAAGCCCAGAAUGAGCUUCCACCCCCUGGAGAAAGGACGCGCUGCUUCCUCGUCCCCUCAGAGUAAUGGUGAGACGGGAGCCGUGGAACCGCUCUCCAAGCCGGGCCUCACGGGAGAGUCCAUGUACAGGAAGAGAAGAGACGGCUCGCACCCUCGUAGUGUGACCGAAUCCCCUAUAGAACAGGCGGACAGGAGCUCAGGGGACUUCCAGAUCAGCACACCCUCAGCCUUCAGCAAGUUGAACCUGCACAGGAGCUUCAGUCCCCUCAUCCUGUCUCCGGGCUCCUGGUCAUCCAGGAGUGCAUCACCCUGUCUGUCCAGCCGGUCCUCCCCCCUACCGGCUGCCACUCGUAGCCCGUGUCCUGAAGGUCCACAUGAGCCCUUCUCGGAUGGGGCAGAGGUCCAGGUGGCCAACCUGGACUACAGAAUGUCUCGCAAGGAUCUGCAGCAGACGCUGCAUGAAACAUUCUCCCGUUACGGCCGGGUAAAAGCUGUGGAGCUUAACCCCCACACAGACUAUCAGCUCAAGGCCACAAUCCAGAUGUUUUCCCUGCAGCAGGCCAUAAGUGCAGUCAGUGGCCUGCACCGUUACAAGAUCGGAGGCAAGCGGAUCCAGGUGUCUCUGAUCACUGGUGGAAGCAACAAAUCCCUUUUCCUGCUCAGCUCGGAGAUCAUCAGCAUUCUUCAAGAUGCACCUGCCAGUUGCCUUCCCCUCUUCAAGUUUUCAGAGAUCUAUGAAAAAAAAUAUUCCCGUAAGCUGGUGGCUGGGGAUCUGUACAGGCUACCCGAUGUGGUGGCGGUGCGGGAGCAGGGAGGCUCCAGGCUGGUGUGCCUUCUGCCCAGCAGCCAAAUCCGUCAGAGCCCACUGGGAUCUUCCAAGUCGCAGGAGGGCUCCUCUGCCGGCGGCAGCCCCGUGGUCUUUGAGGAGUUGGAGUACCAUGAACCAGUCUGCAGAGAACAUUACACACAGCGGGACUUCAGUGAGGCUGACUUUGACCCUGACUCUUAUCAAAUACCUUUUGUUGUAAUGUCGCUGAGCACCAUUGCAUCGGAGGUCCACAGUCUUCUGCAGUCACAUGAGGGAACUCUUCCAUUACUAAGUUUUCCAGACUGCUACGCAGCUAAAUUCGGCCUUCUGCAGCUGGGAAAUGAAACCUUGGAGGGGGGGGUUCCUCUGGAGCACCUAAUUACUUGUGUUCCCAGUAUCACCAUCGUCACGGCUCAGAAUGGCUUCAAAGUCAUCAAGUGGAUCCACAACAAACCACCAGCACCAAACUGUGAGCCAUGGAUUCAGCGCUGCAAGAGUCCAGUUGGCAACCCGCAACUCAUCCAAUUCAGCCGUGAGAUAAUUGACUUGUUAAAGAGUCAGCCGUCUUGCCUCAUGCCCAUGAGCAAGUUCAUACCUUCUUACCACCAUCACUUUGCCAAGCAGUGCCGUGUCUCUGACUACGGCUACUCCAAGCUGCUGGAGCUACUGGAGGCGGUGCCACAUGUCCUGCAGAUAUUGGGUAUGGGUACCAAGCGUUUACUGACUCUGACUCAUCGUGCUCAAGUGAAGCGCUUCACCCAAGACCUUCUCAAACUGCUUAAAUUUCAAGCCAGCAAACACGUGUCAAUCAAGGACUUCAUGCAGGCAUACCAUUGGUGCUUCUCUAGAGACUGGAGGGUAAUAGACUACGGCACAUGUGACCUGAUGGACCUUUUGACUGAGAUCCCAGACACCACCAUCACUAUAACGCAUCAGGACAUGGAUACCGUCAUCUCUGUUCCCAAGAGAGAGCGCACGGCGGACGAAAUAGAGCGCACUAAGCAGUUUGGGAAGGAGGUGGUGGACCUGCUCCGCCACCAGCCGCACUGCCGGAUGGCCUUCAGUAAGUUCAUCCCCACCUACCACCAUCACUUCGGUCGGCAGUGCAAGCUCAGCUACUACGGCUUCACCAAGCUCAUGGAGCUCUUCGAGGCCAUCCCCAACAUAGUGAUGGUGUUGGAAUGCGGUGAAGAGAAAGUGCUGACUCUGACAGAAGUCGAGCGCAUUAAGGCUCUGGCGGCUCAGCUGGUCAAGCUGCUCCGGGUUCAGAAGAACUCCAGCCUUCCUGUCAGCCAGCUGCUCACAGAGUACAGCAAGACCUUCGGUUAUGGGCUCCGCCUGCAGGACUACGACGCCAGCUCCCUGCCGGCUCUGCUGGCCAAACUCUGCCAUGUAGUCAAGGUGGCGGACGGCUCGGAGGGCCGCGAGGUGCAGUUGAUCAACAGGAAGUCUUUGCGCUCGCUCACCUCCCAGCUGCUGGCGUUGCUCAUGUCCCAAGAGGAGCAGCAAGUCACCAGGGGCCUCCGAGUGGAGGAGCUGAGUCAGCAUUACCUGAUUGUCUACGGAGCCCCGCUCAACCCAUGUGAAUAUGGGUUCCUCUCUCUCAGCGAGUUACUCAAGAGCCUGCCCUACCUUGUGGAGUUGUAUAAUAUAGAAAAUAACAACGAUGACAACGCUGGCAACGGUGCCAGUGGUUACGGCGAGGAGUGGGUGAGGCUAACGAGGCUUUACCAGUUUGCCCGUAACGUGCGCGCCCUGCUCCACACCUACCAUUACAACCAGAUCUUCCUGACGGAGUUCCAGGCGGCUUACAGCAAAUUCACGGGCUGCGGCCUCGAGCCGCGUCCCUUCGGAUACACCAGCACCGACGAGCUGCUCAGCGCCAUUCCACAGGUCGUCUGGAUCAAAGGGCACGGUCACAAGAGGAUUAUCGUUUUGAAGAACGAUAUGAAAGCAAGGGCAAGCCCUUCAGUCCCUUGUAGCCCCCAGCCGGGACAGAGCAUGGAGAGCCCAACGUCCAGCCUGACUAGCAUCGCCACUUCUGGAACCCAUAGUCCAGAUGGUGCCGCGGAAUCCGAGCUGGCUUUUCUGACCUCAUCUGGAGAUCUACUGUGUGGUCCUGUACCAUCCUGCCUACCUUCACCUCAGCUCCACCCAGACCCGGUUCUCCUCCAGGAGACGGACCUGAUUCACUUUGAGGAGAAAACGCCACAAACAGUGAGCGGGGAACCAGAGGUGGCAGCUGUUGCUGAAAGCGCAUCGGAUCCAGACGACUCUGCAGCCAGACCUCCGUCCCCUCCGCCCAAUGCGACGUGCACCGCCUCAAUGGACAGUCCCAGCAGACGAGGCACACGCAGCAGAAUUAAGCUAGCCGCCAACUUCUCCUUCACAGCAGGCCUAUGAUCCUUUUCACACAUGUAAGCAAUACUAACUCGCACAUAUUGUAACUCUAAAUACAAGAGUUGACCAGCUACAGAGGAGUGACCCCUGAGGACCGUUGGCGUCCCCCUCCACGUCCUUCCACAGGCUGUUGCUUUCUUCCUCAUUGGGCAUCUUUGUGCUUUGUUUCACAAUCCGUGAGUUCUUCUGAUGUUCACCAAACUGUGAUUUUCUUCUUUGCAGGUAUUCUGCAAUUCUUUAGUUGGCCCAAUUCAUGUACUGUAACCUAUGUUUGAUCUCACCUUAAGGGGCGUUAAGUAAUGUUUUCAUGCGCAUCUGCGGUUUAUAAAACACUGGCUUGCGAUGACUGAAGAGUCUAAAGAUGAGUUCGUUGCCACUGUAUGCAGAGCAUUAGUUCGUGGGAGAAAUGCCAUCGGCGACUUUUCUGUGUUCCAUCAAAGACGUGUCGUUGCCCACCUUCUCCGUUCAUUGACAAAUAACAGAAGGUUUAUAGAGCCAUUUUGUCCAUGUACCAUAUAGAGGAACCUCCCUGUGAACCAUUUUCUUGCUGUAUCUUAGUGAUGGAGCAUUUGAUUUAGAACAUUCAUUUUUAAAAUUCCUGUGACAGUUUGGGAUGGAUUUUGCUUUGUAGGUGACCAUAGACUCGUCAACUGGACGCUGAGCCCCGGCCCGUUUCAGUCUUUCAUGCACUAAGGAUUUCUGAAGAGGUAGCUUCUCUUUGAGGUAUAUUCUUUUUCUUUCUUUUUUGUUCGUCAAGCAGCCUCGUGACAGUAUCUUCUGUUCCUUUUUAUAUUCUGCAGAGUAUUCUGUUGUCUGCGGACGAGAUUUGUCUAAAUGUGUUGUGUAUUUGGUGCCGAUUCAAUGUUGUAACUGCACAUCGGUGUUCACUGUUCAGGUUGUGGCUUUUUGUUAACUCAAGCUAACUGGUUCUGAACAGUCUCUGCACCAGUCGCAGGGUUUUGCCGGAUAUUGUGACGAACGCUGCUCUCGGGAAUUUUUAUUCUUGUUGUACUUUGACUUAAUUUAUUGCAAAGACUUUGGCUCAUCUCUCCAGGGCCACUGACGAAGGCCUGAUGUGUGCUACGGCAGCAGGAACUGGGAUCAGUAAACUGAAUGUUCGGCUUUAGCCAGCAGCUGCUGCCUUUUUUCCUUUUUAGCUGUGUUUUGUGUGGGUUACACUGGAGAUGGUGGCGUGAAGUAUGCAGGGUGUGCAUAAAUAAGUUUAUGCAUGGUGUAAGCCCAUGAGGAACAGACGGGAACAAGAGAUCGCAAGACAUUUAAGAUCGGCCUUUUAUUUCCACCAUGUUUUAGGGAUUUCGGCGUUUGCCUCACCCUCGCAGUUGCGACAUGAAUGCUCAAGGUUUUUAAGAGUUAACCUUGUUGCCGAUCAGCGCUGCGCGCGUGGGAAGGUCCAUGCCUGAGUUGAAGAUAUCAAGGGCAGCAGUGAGCCCUCAUGAGUUUUUGAUUUUUAAUGACUAGGUGAUUGGUUGUGUGAUUUUUAGAGGAGAGAGCGAUGGGCCGGGAGGCGGGAAGCUCUUAGUGGAGCAGCAUAGAGGCUCUGUGCAGCCUCCUGAGCAAACGGGACGCUGUGCGGCUCUCUGGAAUCCGCCGGGCUUUUACAAUGGCUUGUAUCUGCCACGGUGCCAAAGGGAUCGCCGUUGUAUAUCCCCGUUGCCCACAUCUUGAAAAAAGGAGAAAAAAGGAUACCUACUGAUGUGUCCUUCUCCUCCGUCUCAAGUGUCUACAAGACUGUUGUCUACUGAAUAGCCACCAAACAAUGUCUGCUGCCGUUAAGUUGAAGUCUGAGGGUUGUUUGCGUUCAGAGAAAAGGCUCAAAGAAUGGGUGAGAGCCCAUUUAAUCAGUCUCUGUCCAGCUAGUGUUUACCUCUUUAGCCAGAAGUGGCAGUGUUGAUGAUUUCCUUUCCAGACUUUAUUUUUGACUUGGUACGAAAAGCCUUUUUAAAGCUGAGAUAUUCCACCUGCCAACUCGCCAAAAAACUUCAACGUCUAUCCAAAUGUUUUUAAUUGGGGCUCUAAGGGUUCAGGUCUCUCCUGCAAUGUUUUACUGACUCUUUGAUUAAGGGAUGGAUAGUUAUUGAUUUAGAAUAGUUAAUGAUAGAAACCGGGUGUAAAUGAUUUCACUUUGGCUGUAGGGAUGUAUAACUUUUUGUGACUUGCUCUCCCCGGAGGACUACAGUGGCAACCAACUCAUGAAUAGAUUUAACUUCUUUUUAGCUUGCGCUCUUUUUGGUUGGAUCAGUGAGAAGCUACUGUACCUGUCAAAAUAUGCACUUAUGCAUAGUUUUGCUUCAUGAAAUACAAAUGUGAGAUUGGGUAGUGGCCCGGGAGGGGCUGCAACAUGUUUUUGUGUCUUCUGCUGUCUAACUGAAUCUGGUCCUGUUUUCACUACAAGAAAAUGUUUCCUUUAUUCAGCAGUGUCCUUUAAACGCCUGCCCUGUGAUACAUUUUUGUUGACUCACACUGUUGUUUUCCCUCUAUACCCCCCCCCCCCCCCCCCCCCCCCCCCAGUCAGUUUUACUGCCUCAUGAGACUAAAAGUCACAAAGUCUAACGUUAAAGGGACCAAAACAUUUCUGUUAAUAAAUUUCACAAGCAUCAA
Molecule: messenger RNA, 8245 nt
Organism: Gasterosteus aculeatus aculeatus (three-spined stickleback)
Lineage: Eukaryota; Metazoa; Chordata; Actinopteri; Perciformes; Gasterosteidae
Gene: marf1
Product: meiosis regulator and mRNA stability factor 1
Biological process (GO): regulation of gene expression
Cellular component (GO): cytoplasm; peroxisome
Molecular function (GO): CCR4-NOT complex binding; RNA nuclease activity; RNA binding
Source: RefSeq, a predicted model, not a curated record